Prunus armeniaca (apricot) is the source of this 1548-nucleotide messenger RNA. The record is from the annotation of a GenBank genome assembly. NCBI's taxonomy places the organism in Eukaryota, Viridiplantae, Streptophyta, Magnoliopsida, Rosales, Rosaceae.
AUGGCAAUAGCAGCCCCUGGGCAGCUUAAUCUCAACGAGGUGCCUUCAUGGGGUUCAAGAAGCGUGGACUGCUUCGAGAAAUUGGAGCAAAUUGGCGAGGGAACCUAUGGUCAAGUUUACAUGGCUAGAGAAAUAAAGACGGGAGAAAUUGUUGCUUUGAAGAAAAUACGAAUGGACAAUGAGAGAGAGGGGUUCCCCAUAACUGCCAUACGGGAAAUCAAGAUUCUAAAGAAGCUGCAUCAUGAGAAUGUCAUCAAUUUGAAAGAGAUUGUGACAUCUCCAGGGCCAGAGAAGGAUGAGCAAGGUAGACCAGAUGGUAACAAGUAUAAAGGUGGCAUCUAUAUGGUCUUUGAAUACAUGGACCAUGAUUUGACAGGCCUAGCUGAUCGACCUGGGAUGAGAUUUUCGGUUCCUCAGAUUAAGUGCUACAUGAGACAACUUUUGACGGGCCUUCACUAUUGUCAUGUGAAUCAAGUACUUCACCGUGAUAUUAAAGGCUCUAAUCUUCUUAUAGACAAUGAAGGUAAUCUGAAGCUUGCAGAUUUUGGGCUCGCCCGUUCAUUUUCAAACGAUCACAAUGCCAAUCUUACAAAUCGUGUUAUUACUCUUUGGUACAGACCUCCAGAAUUGCUUCUUGGGGCUACUAAGUAUGGCCCAGCUGUAGAUAUGUGGUCGGUUGGGUGUAUCUUUGCUGAGCUUCUACAUGGCAAGCCAAUCUUUCCCGGGAAAGAUGAGCCGGAACAAUUAAAUAAAAUUUUUGAGCUGUGUGGAGCUCCAGAUGAGGUCAACUGGCCCGGAGUUUCAAAGAUUCCUUGGUAUAACAACUUCAAGCCAACAAGGCCAAUGAAGAGACGUCUCAGGGAGGUUUUUAGACAUUUUGACCGCCAUGCUUUGGAGUUAUUGGAGAGAAUGUUGACACUUGAUCCUUCUCAGAGAAUAUCUGCUAAGGAUGCUCUUGAUGCUGAGUACUUCUGGACUGAUCCAUUACCUUGUGAUCCGAAGAGUUUACCAAAAUAUGAAUCAUCACAUGAGUUCCAGACAAAGAAAAAACGUCAGCAGCAACGGCAACAUGAAGAAAAUGCAAAACGUCAGAAACUGCAGCACCCACAGCAUAAUCGCCUCCCACCGAUUCAGCAAUCUGGCCAAGCACAUUCCCAAAUGCGGCCUGGACCUAGCCAGCCCAUCCAUGGUUCUCACCCCCCAGCUGCUGCAGGGCCUAGCCAUCAUUAUGGGAAACCCCGCGGGCCCUCUGGAGGGCCAAGCAGAUACCCACCUGGUGGAAACCCUGGUGGUGGAUACAACCAUCCAAAUAGGGGUGGUCAAGGGGGUGGAGGUGGGUACAGUAGCGGCCCAUAUCCUACACAAGGGAGAGGUGGGCCAUAUGGUUCUAGUGGCAUGCCUGGUGCAGGUCCUCGGGGUGGAGGUAGUGGUUAUGGAGUAGGUGGUCCAAACUAUCCUCAAAAUGGCCCAUAUGGUGGCUCCACUGCUGGUCGGGGCUCAAACAUGAUGGGUGGAAACCGCAAUCAACAGUAUGGUUGGCAGCAGUAA